Molecule: messenger RNA, 1221 nt
Organism: Clonostachys byssicola
Lineage: Eukaryota; Fungi; Ascomycota; Sordariomycetes; Hypocreales; Bionectriaceae
Source: the annotation of a GenBank genome assembly
AUGACAGGCCAAGUCGUCCCAGCUCAGGGCAUGCCCAUCUUGAUGGCCUUUCACCCUCUGCCCGUCGAGCAGAGCUACUUUGCACAGCACUUUAGUCACAAUAUCGCCCGCAUUGGGCUUGCCAUUGAUCAUCAGGGGAACGGCUAUCGGUGGCUGCUGCCCAUGGCCAUGUCUGAGCCAGCUCUCCUCAACGCUGCCCUGGCAGUGGCGGCCUCGCACCACAGCCGUUGGCAGCAAUCAACAAACAACGAUUCCCUCAAGUAUCUGCGGGCAUCCUGCCAAAAUCUUAAGCAGAGGCUUGUAGAUCGAAAACUCGUCCACAGCAACGUUACCUUGGCCUCUAUGCUUCUGCUGGCAACGUACGAGGUUUUUGCAGGUACCGGCCGCUGGAAAAGGCAUCUCCUAGCUAUCCAGGGUUGGAUACGCUCCCGGGGAGACUGCUCCGAUCUCGACCCGUUUCUUAAGAAUUGGGUUUGUAUGCUCGACAUCCAAGCAGCGUUGAGUCUCGGCAUGGCGUCAAUCCCCGAACUAGAUCCAUGGAUGGAAGCCACCGCAGACCACAAUGAGACGAUUGAUGCACUGUUUGGGUGUUCGGUUAGGUUGCCAAAGCUCCUGUCGGCAGCUUCUCGCCUGCUUGUAGCAAUCAGGGAUGGGGAGCUCGCUCCUUCAGAGAUACAGUUACGCGUCAAUGCGUUGCAAAAGGAGAUACGGGCUACACGCAUCUCAGCUGAUGCUAUCCCGAUGCUAGGUCUAACAUGCCGCCACACGACCCAAACAUUCUCGGCCACUAUUGGCUUACAUGAGGAGGAGAUGCGGCGUAGAGCUAUUGCCACGGCUGAAAUAUUCCGUCACGCCACUCACAUAUUUGUGUAUCGCAUCAUUCACGGCCCGGAAACCUCCCUCAGCCCUGAGAUGUUGGGGUCUUUACAUGACGCUCUCGGACUUUUGACUCAUGUGCCAGACGCUGUCGGUCCAGGGGCUAAUCUCGGCUGGUGUCUAGUCGUACUUGGAACGGAGUUGGAAACAGAAGAGUGCCGCCAGUAUAUAAAAUCGCGUUGGGCGGGCUUACAUCUGCUUGGCGUUCACAGUACCAAGAACGGUGAGAAGAUUCUGAACGAAGUCUGGAACCAUCGUGACCUCAUGAAGAAAGGACACCCUGUCGCCUCGGAGCGGUGGCAAGACAUCAUGUUACGUAUCGGCAAGGCGCAAAUAUUGAUGUAA